AUGAGACGAGAAAUGAUUGACAUUUUUGGUAAACUUAUUGAGCUUGUGGAAAUUGACAAUAGUGAUGUAAAUACUUUAAGCGGAAGUUAUAGAGAAGGUUUCAGACUGGAGGGAUAUGAUUUGGACUUGAUAUUCUGGUCAAAACAACACAGAGUUUUCUGGGACGUAUCUCAUAUUCAGUAUAAACAUUCGUCCAAAUUAACAUAUGUUCUUGCUGACUGCUCUGAAAGUCCACCUGGGUUCGCUUUACUUCAAUUACCAACACAAACAAAUGAUGAAACUAUCCUGGACGCCUGUGUCGGAAUAAGUGACAAAAUCUAUAUAUCUAGUUCCAUCUAUAAAGAGAUGAAAUGUUCAGCAUAUGGACGUGAUUUUAAAGUACACGGACCUUGUGUAAGGGGAAUGUGUGAAAGAGAUACAGAAUUGGACGCUGUUCAUUGCUUUGCUAGUAAUAUUUGGCCUCCAAUUGCAUCUUCAUGGGUGGAGAGGUGUCAAUUCUGGCCUGCAUCUCAUAUUGUAAAAGAUAUUGUCAAAGGUGGUUGUCACUUUGUAGCAAUAGGACACAAACUAGGAAAGCGAAUGGACAACGAAUGGAGAAUUUCUUUUUCUCUAGCAGAACAAAAACUUGUGUACUCGAUGAAUCACUACCAAUUCUUAACAUAUGGUUUGUUAAAGAUUUUCCUGAAAGAGGUCAUCAAUAAUGGUCCAGAUGAAAACAAGUUGUUGUGUUCCUAUCACAUGAAGACAGCCAUAUUUUGGGCAAUUCAGUACAAUAUCAUUCCCUGUCUGUGUUCACAGAAUUUUGUAGAGGGUUUCUUGAUUUGUUUUAAACUCAUUUUAAAGUGGGUGUAUGAUGGUUCCUGCCCAAACUUCUUCAUUCCAGAAAAUAACAUGUUUCUUGCUCAUAUUUUUGGUUCAGCACAGGAUAAGCUUUUUUCCCGACUACAUGCAUUGUAUGAAAAGGGUUUAUCAUCUGUAUUAGAAAGUACCACCAUCAGGUCCAGCAUUUUUAACUUUUUUGAUUACAUCAGUCCUGAAAUUUGUACAGAUGAAAACACUCUCGUCUCUGAAUGUGAUUUCAAAACAGAGCUGUUUCGUGAGGUAGGUUCGUAUGAUUUAAUUCUGAAAUCUAAACUCUCUUACUGUGUUACAUUCCUGCACUCAAUAGAACAGCUCCUGGGUUUAUCCUUGAAUCAAUAUCAAGUUCUAAUGUUACAAAGGGUAACAGUCUCCACUCUUGAGAACACAGCUUUUAUAUUACACAACGAGAAUGGUGACUUUAUUGCUCAAUAUUUAAGCUCUGAUAGAGAUAGAAAAUUCAACAAACUAGUAUACGUCCUUGACAAAAUGUCGUUUAACAUGCUGCAAUUUUCAUCAAGGUUCGGAUGUAUUUCCGACAUGCUGUAUGCUGUAAUGUACUAUUACAAGACUUGUAGAUACCCAGAAGCUUUAUCUCUUUUAACUUUGACAAGGACCAAAUUAGCAAAGGCAUAUGUGGCCCUUGAUUUAGAUGACACAGGGGAGCAUUCUUGGACUAUAAAAAUUAGAGAAUUAUUAAUCUCGUAUGUCAGACUUUAUAAUGACAUUUUGUAUAUUCGUGAAUUAAUGAUUGAACAAUAUUAUAGUUUACUGAAUAAUCAGCAAGAUAUACGCAUCCCAUCUUUGGUACUAUUGUACCUGUUAGAGUUCUUGUGUUACAAACAUGUUAACACACUGGCUUCAGAAAAAGCCUUAAUCGACUUGCAGGACCUAGUCCUCCAAGAUCAGAGGGUGUUUAUUGAUAAAGAUUGCAGGGACAUCUCAUGGCAGAUUCUUGGAAUCUGUCAAAAUAUUUCGGGCAAGCGGCAAGCUGCUUUGUACGCAUUUAAACGAUCUGCCACAGUGCCUUCGAUUCACAAAAUUCGUCAUGCCACACUAUCAAGGGUAAUGGAUGUAAUGGUCCAGAGUAGGUUUUUUAAAAAAAACUAA
Saccostrea echinata is the source of this 1968-nucleotide messenger RNA. RefSeq lists its product as uncharacterized. Lineage: Eukaryota; Metazoa; Mollusca; Bivalvia; Ostreida; Ostreidae. Bases 1 to 1968 code for a protein of 655 amino acids. The transcript has a single exon. The record is from RefSeq and is a predicted model, not a curated record.